Messenger RNA from Guillardia theta CCMP2712, 500 nucleotides. RefSeq lists its product as hypothetical. Bases 29 to 496 code for a protein of 155 amino acids. The record is from RefSeq and is a predicted model, not a curated record. The transcript has a single exon. Lineage: Eukaryota; Cryptophyceae; Pyrenomonadales; Geminigeraceae.
GAUCUUUGUGAGGGUUUGCUUGCAUGACAUGUUUGCUCAGCCAAGGAUAGCUGAGGUGAUGCAUGCUCUACACUCCCCAGGUCUGCGAUCACCUCGCAAGGACUUCUUAGACGCGAGCCCUGGGAUCCGAGGGAGCAAGAGAUUUAGCGAAAAGCCAGCUGUGAUCUCAUUAAACGGGAAGAGCGGAUGGAGCAGCAACAUGCCGAUCCGCAGUGAGGGGAGUUACGCGGAGGAAUCCGAUGAAUCUAGGUCGAGGCUGCCUUCUAUAUCAAGGAAGCGAGCUCCUCCCAUCGUGGCUGGAAAGCGAACAAGGUUUCCGAGAUGGCCAGAGUCAUCCAUAGGCUCCAUCUUCGGACGGAACCAGGACGAGGCACAGAACCACUAUCAGACUGUCAAUCAAUUUUUCCUCAGUCCAACCAGGCCGCAAUACCCGGACGAGUCGUUUCCACAGGGAAGACAGAUUCGUGAUCAUUGGGAUAACAUCUGGUACCGUUAGUAGC